Messenger RNA from Ogataea haglerorum, 555 nucleotides. RefSeq lists its product as uncharacterized. Lineage: Eukaryota; Fungi; Ascomycota; Pichiomycetes; Pichiales; Pichiaceae. Gene Ontology annotation, biological process: sulfite transmembrane transport; transmembrane transport. Gene Ontology annotation, molecular function: sulfite transmembrane transporter activity. The transcript has a single exon. The coding region runs from base 1 to 555 and encodes 184 amino acids. Gene Ontology annotation, cellular component: plasma membrane. The record is from RefSeq and is a predicted model, not a curated record.
AUGCUGUUAAGCAACGCUCUUCUGCUUGCUUUCCCGCUAGUAUCUGUCUACUUUUACAAACUGCUCACAUCAGGCCUGCCUUCCAAAGCUGGCAUAUACUCGUGUUUCAUCCCUAUUGGCGUGCUGGGGCAGGGCGCGUUUGCUACGCUGCUGAAUUUUCAGCAAUUGGCAGACCUCCUUCAAAACGAGCCUGCGCUCGUCAAGCCCACAGCUCUGCUCAGCCAAGACUUCCUGCAAGUAGUGGCGGCACUGCUUCAGCUUGGGUCCGUCUACGUGGCCAUGUGUCUCAUCUCAAUGGGUAUCUGCAUUACCGUGAUGGCUAUUUUCGGGGUUCUCAAAUACGGCCUCAUACACAGCUGGUCAAAGACCUUCUGGGCGUCAACGUUCCCACUGGGCACCAUGGCCGUUUCCCAGUUAGAGGUGUACAAGCUAACUGGCUGGCUCGGCUUCAAAAUUACAAGCACCAUCUACUCAUUUGCAUUGAUUGCAGUCACAACUUACUGUCUACUGAACACCUGCAUUUUCGAGUUGCCCGUUAGAAAGCAUGACGUUUAA